Messenger RNA from Microplitis demolitor, 1359 nucleotides. RefSeq lists its product as uncharacterized. The coding region runs from base 307 to 1182 and encodes 291 amino acids. The transcript is spliced from 2 exons. Gene Ontology annotation, cellular component: cytosol; nucleus; elongator holoenzyme complex. Gene Ontology annotation, molecular function: tRNA binding. NCBI's taxonomy places the organism in Eukaryota, Metazoa, Arthropoda, Insecta, Hymenoptera, Braconidae. Gene Ontology annotation, biological process: tRNA wobble uridine modification. The record is from RefSeq and is a predicted model, not a curated record.
UUUUUUUAUUUUGAAAACAAUAAUAUUUUUAAAAAAAUAAUAAAUAUAAUUUUUUAAUUUAUUAAUUAAUUUGUUGUAUUGAGUUUAUUCAAAAAUAUGAUACUGAAAUUAGCUAAGGUCUAAUUUUUGAAUUUUUUAAACACGAUAAAUUUAAAAAUAAUAAAUAUUUAAAAAAAUUUCACCUAAAGUUUUUUAAAUUUUCUACAUGAGCAUAUUUUUAGUUUUUAAAUUAAAUUGUUGAUAAAAAAAAUCCGAAGCUUGUUAAUUGUCUACUAACCAGGACUAUUUAAAAAUAAGUUUUUAAUUAUGGCAAAAAAAAUGAUAACAAGUUUGCCUUUGAUGCAAGAUUCUAAAUUUAUUGUAAUUGAUGAAGGUGUAGAAGAAUCGUACGCUGAUAAUUUGAUAGAUGGAUGGAUGCAAAUGUGGAGUACGACAAAUUUAACCCAACAAAUCCAUUUAUUAUUAUUUUUUAAUACUAAGUCACAUUACAGUUAUUUAAAAAAAUUAUUCAAAGAUAAUAAACUUCAUAUACAUGAUUACUGUACAGAAGAUUUGGAUAGAAUUUAUGAAAAAAAAGAUUUUAGCAUAAACUGUGACAGGAUUUUGAAAUCGGGUAUUGAUGAAAAAUCAAUUGUUGUUAUUAAUUGUUUGAGUUCACUGAUAGUCAAUAUAGGAUUAGCCAAAGCACUGAGAUUUGUUGAUAAAUUAUCGCAACGUGUAUCACAAUUAAUUUGCGUGUACAGACGAGACUUUGGAACCAGAAAAAUUCAAAAGAUUGAAACAUUGGGAAGUACUUACAUUAGAUUGGGUAAACCUAGUGAGACUGUCAUGAAUAAUGAGAUAGCUUAUGAAGUAGCGAUGGUUCACUGCAAGAGAGGUGGUGGUAUUUUGAAAAAACACGUGGUUAUUACUCAGGAUCCUGAGAGCUGCGAGAUAAAGUCAGAGAAUCCGGUUGAAAUUAAAGCUCCGGUUGUUAUUUCAAAAGUUGUUGAACCAACAUUAAAACCACAGGCUUCAUUCAGAACAGAUAUGAAUCCCAGGGAAUUAGAACAACGUAAUCAAACACCUUUACCUUAUAUGCAAGUUAUUAAAGAUGCUACAAGUGAAUCACAAAUCUACUAUGUACCUGACAAAAAUGAUGACUUCGAUGAAGAGGAUCCUGAUGAUGAUUUACCAUUUUAAAUUUAAUUUAACCCCAAGUCUUUUACUGACGUGUAUUUAUUCAAACUUUUUUUUCAAAUAAAUCUUUACAUCUGUUUUUUAUUAAACAUUACAUAUAUUUAUUCUUAAAAUAAAUUAUAAAUAUUAUUCAUUGUCAUAAAAGCAUUUAUGAAACAGCUGAUAAAGUUUAUUAAAAUA